This is a messenger RNA of Ambispora gerdemannii, 279 nucleotides long. NCBI's taxonomy places the organism in Eukaryota, Fungi, Glomeromycota, Glomeromycetes, Archaeosporales, Ambisporaceae. The record is from the annotation of a GenBank genome assembly.
AUGCAAUAUCAAAAAAAAAGACAUGAUGGAGAACGCUCAAUUUCACUGAGAGAUUUGGCUCAAUGUUGGGCAUCCGGCCCGCGGAAACGACCAACUGCACGAGAUAUAAAGUCUAUGUUCAAUAAAUCGCUUUUUCUUUUACACGGUAGUGAGAUGAAGCAAAAGACUACUGGCAGAAAUGAACGAUGGUACUCACAAAGACAAGAAGUAACACAGGUUAUGCCACUACGCAAGCAGAUUGCGACAGCUCUUGGCGUCGGAGAAGCAGUUGGAGAGUGA